Sinocyclocheilus rhinocerous is the source of this 4507-nucleotide messenger RNA. RefSeq names its product SH2B adaptor protein 1 (gene sh2b1). NCBI's taxonomy places the organism in Eukaryota, Metazoa, Chordata, Actinopteri, Cypriniformes, Cyprinidae. Gene Ontology annotation, biological process: intracellular signal transduction. Gene Ontology annotation, molecular function: transmembrane receptor protein tyrosine kinase adaptor activity. The transcript has 9 exons. Gene Ontology annotation, cellular component: plasma membrane. The coding region runs from base 715 to 3468 and encodes 917 amino acids. The record is from RefSeq and is a predicted model, not a curated record.
ACACCCUCUCCCACUAUAUCGCGAGAGACUGAUUGGGACAGCAGGCAGAGAAAUAUUCAUAUACCUGCAACAAGAGCAGUUGCAAAGCUCUUAUGAAUAAAUAGAUACCAUAUAAUUCAUGAAUAGGUUUAGCAUCAACAGGGGACAGCUAGACGGAGAGGAAUGCAUAUUAAUCGGAAUACUGGCAGACACACUAGCAAUACAGCCAGCUAGCUGACCAGCAGCUCAAACUUGAUCAUUUAUUAGCAGUGCUGGGUUAGCUAGUUAGCACCAGGCUAGUUCAAUAUACAUUUGCCCUGAAUCUUUUUCGGAUUUCACUCACGCCAGCGAACAAAUUGCGUCUUUUGUGCAAAAAGGUCACAAAUCCCUACCACAGGAUCCUCGCAGAGCCUUAAAACCGGAGAUCACCUGAGAACUACCAUCAGCUCAUCCUGCUGCUCAUGACAUAAUUCAGUGUUACUCCCCAUACACACGUUUACACCUUUUGUGUAGAAUGUGAACUAUUUUAGAGUCAAAUCAUUUUCUUUAAAUGGGGGGAAACAAUUAUCAGUCAUUUUCAGGCCACAUUUUUCGGUCAGGUUUUCCAAAUUCAUGUCUAUUGUAAAAGCGUAGCCUGAUGAGCAGAUCGAGCGCCCCCCAUACGCAUGUUGUUCGCAACGAUCCUGACAUCUUUGAGGAUCGGUUGGUCUUAAAUUGAUCACUUAUUAGUCAGUCAUGAACGGCUCCCUCUUAACCCCGCCCAGUCUGCGGGCUGCGGCUAAUUCGUCUCCCCUUCCGCCCUCCCCGUCUCCAUCGCCUUCUCCUCCAUCUCCAUCACUGUUGCCACUCUCCACAAGACCCCCACCACUGCCUCCUCCAACUCCUGCCAGUCAGCCCUUGUCAUCGUUAUCCGACACACCAACACCAUCUCCGUCUCCCUGCCUUAGCUGGACCGAGUUCUGUGAGCUCCACGCCCGAGUAGCUGCCGGUGACUUCGCCCGGCAUUUCCGGGCCUUCUUGCAGGAGAACCCUCAUUACUCCCCUGAUUCGGCCACUGCUUUUUGCCGCCGCUUUACAGACAGAUUCGUUCGACAUUUCGAGAGCGAGCUCGAGGGGACCGUUGUUGGUAGGGAAGGAACGGUGAGCUGGGUCGCCCAAUCUGAUGUUACGUCGCUGGAGGAGGAUGCAGCAUCUCCGUCCCUGCUGCCGCCAGAAGCCUCCACCCCAUGCCCGCCUACUCACACGCAGGCUGUGCCCAAACCGGCCUUGACCCAGGAGGGCCGCGGCUCGGAGCGAUUCCAGAGCGCCGGAACAUUUCAGGACUCGUAUGCUCAUACUCAGAUUCUCCCACCGUCCUCCUCUUCGUCAUGCUCUUCCUCUAUGGGCGGGAAUAAUGGGCGGAGGGAGGACAGGGGAAUAGCGGUCAAACAUAACCAACCUGGAUAUAAAGACCUGGAAGAAGAGGAAGACAGCUGGGUGGGGCCUGUCGCCGGAGAGGAGGUGGAGACGGAUGUAGUAGCAAGGGACAAUGAGGGCGAGGGUGAUACGGCCUCGGAAAGAGCCGAUCUCAGCCAAACUCCGACAUGCCCCAAUCCUUCUGGCACACCAGCAAACUCUGGGUCAAAAGGCAAUGGGACACCCAUUGGGGGUCACUCGAAGAAUAAACUAAAAAAGCGGUUCUCUUUGCGCAGUGUGGGCCGCAGCGUCCGAGGGAGCGUGCGAGGCAUCUUGCACUGGCGCAGCUCCUCCAGUGACGCCCCUCAGAACUGCAGCUCGGGUAAUUCCGCCCAACUUCCUUCCAGUUACAGCUACACUACAGGCUUGCAAGACGGCAAGAGGAACUCUGGCUCGCAGGGCGUUCCUGCGUCUCUCCCUGUCUCUCUCUCCCUUCCCCUCUCUCUCCCUCACUCGUCGUCCUCUUCAUUGCCCCCAUCAUCCUCCAGUAGCGCCACCUCCCUCUCGCUCUCCGAGGCCCGUGACUGGCGGAGAAGCAACGGCAAUGGGGAGAAGGAGAAAUGGAGUCACCGGUUGGAGAAACUGCGACUGUCCCGCUCACCGCCGCUGACUCUGUCCACCGCAGCUCCACCUUCCUCGGCUGUGUCGCCUUCGGCGCUACCACCGAGCAGCAUCGGUGCCCCAAGGAAGAUGGGCAGGCUGGUACGGGAGGGAGGUGUGACCGUGUGCUCGUCUUCGGACGAGUUUGCCAGCACUCAUGGUUUCCCGGGAUUUUCCUUUGGACUGCUGCACCACAGCACGGACAGCACAGCGUCGGGACAUCCCACGCCCAUGGGAGGAGCUGCAGGCGGAAGGGGGAUGCGUUGGCACAAGUGCCGUCUAGUUCUGAAAGAACGAGAUAAGGACGGAGGGGAUGGAGGGCUGGAGUAUUUCCUGGAGUUUUACAUCCCACCUAAGUCCUCCAAGCCCAGACUGACUGUCCCAUGCUGCUCUAUUGUUGAUGUGAGGAGCACUACAGCCAUAGAGGUGCCAGACAAAGAGAACACCUUCCUUCUACAGUUGGAAGGUCAGGUGCAGUACGUGAUCGAGACCCGAGAUGCGGUUCAGAUGAGAGCUUGGCUUAGUGACAUCAGAAAUGCAAUUUGUUUGAGUGAGCAAGAGGAUGUUGAGGGAGUGUGCGGCAGUGCUCUCACCGACCUCAGCAGUACGCCAGAAUUCAACGACCGCCUGUCUCAAGUGUGCUAUGGUGGAGUUGGUGGUUCUCCUCAGCUGGAACCUCUACCUCCUGAGUUGCCACCCCGUGCCCCUCUUGAUGAAUCGGACAGUCGACUGCUUGGUGGGGGAGGAGCCGGUCUUAGCACACCUUUUGCAGAAACUCCUGAUGCCACAGGGUCGUUCCUGUUCUCUGAAGGUUCUGUUUCAGAGACGGUGGAACAUCCUCUGAGUGAGUGUCAGUGGUUCCACGGUACACUCUCCCGUCUUAAGGCAGCCCAGCUGGUGCUGGCGGGCGGCAUGGCCAGCCAUGGAGUGUUCCUUGUGAGGCAGAGUGAGACACGGCGUGGGGAGUAUGUCCUCACCUUCAACUUCCAGGGCAAAGCAAAGCACUUGCGUCUCUCCCUGAACGAGGAUGGACAGUGUCGUGUGCAGCAUCUCUGGUUCCAGUCCAUUUUUGACAUGCUGGAGCAUUUCCGUGUGCACCCCAUUCCCCUGGAGUCUGGGGGUGCCUCUGAUGUCACCCUCAUCAGUUUUGUGGGGGCCACUAAUGUCCGGCAACCAGACUUGACCAGCAGACCCCGUAGUCCUCCUCAGCCACCUCCUCCCCCUCUGCCUCCGGGACGCCCUCCGCCCCCAACCCCGCCGCAGGAACGAGGGAGCGAGAUGGAGGCCGCCGGAGGAGGCGGAGCAAGCAGCGGGGCGGAGGAGUGCGAGGAACGGGAGCGUGAGCCGCCUCUCCUCCAGCUGGAAGGGGUGGAGGGCGAGGAGAGAGAAGGAGGGAGAGCAAGAGCCAUCGACAACCAGUACUCUUUCUUCUAAAACGGGGAAAACAACGAGGUGGGAUAGAGGAGGAAGAGGAGAGCCCUUCACAAUCAGUAUUUUCAGUAUUCUCCAGCGGAAGAACUGGGAGACCGAGUUAUUAACACUAUUAAACAUGAGCUUUCACGGUGCGAGAGAGAGAUGGAGAGAAAGAGAGAGAGACGCCCAAACACAUAAGCAUAUAUGAUACUGACGGUACUUUUUUUUUUAAAUACUAAGUAACGGUACAACACUAAAUUGUAGGUGCGUUGUGAAAACAUUGGUCAGCUUUUACUAAUUUGUUCUCCAGUGUUUGUCAGUGCGAAAGUUCCUCUGCUGCUGCAUAGGAAAGUACAAAAGUGUCAGCGCCGCCACUGAGCUGGUGUCGUGUUUUAGCAACUUAUUUCUUGAGUCCUUCAAGUCAUUACAGUGUCGGACUCACUUAUUGAUUAUUCAGAUGUCUAGUAUUCUUUGAGCCUUCGCACUUAUACGAAAGGAAUUUCUUUUUCCUGUCAGGUGAGCGGAAAUUUUCACUUGUUCAGAGAUUGUUACCCACCAGCACUCUUGUUGUUAUUAUUAUUACUGGAGCUUUUUGAGUUGUUUUCUUUUUGUUCUGCCACUGACAAACUGCGAAUGUCACAAAGUAAUAACUUUUUAUCCUGUUCAUUUCAGUUGUACUGAUUUUGCUAGUUAAGUAGCAGGCAUUGCCUCGGGCUUAACAACGUCCAGUUUGGCCAAAAACAAGCAAGCCCAGUCCUCUGAAGUCCAGUAGUAUUACUUCAUAAGGUUAAUUAUCGUAUUAAACAUCUCCAUAGACUCCAUUAUUACCUCAGAGUCCUGAUCUGUCGCCCAGCUCCUCUGCUCUCCCUCUCUGUCUUUACAUCCUACCCUUCCUUUUAGCUUUACAGACUUUGGGUUUAUUGUUGUGUUUAUUUCAAAGCUAGAGUCCAGAGGAGGGAGAGAGAAUGUCCUUUGGUUUAAAAGAGAAAUUGUUAUUGAAUACGAAAAUGAUAAUGACUGAUGAUGAUAAUAAUAAUAAUUAGAAUAUAAUAAUUGUCCA